ACCGGCGUAAUCUGCAUAAUUCUGUGUCUUGCUGUCGGAAUCGCGAACAUCUUCUCAUUUAACGCCGUCAUUAUCGUAUUCAGCAUUCUGUGCAUUAUUUCCGGAUGUAUCAUCGUCUUCAUUGAAGUGCCAUUCCUCCUCAGAAUCUGUCCUACGUCCGAAAAAUUCGAUACCUUCAUUCGGCGUUUUACGACAAACUGGAUGCGCGCCGCGAUGUAUACCAUUAUGAGUGUUGUGCAAUUCCUGAGUUUGCUCAAGGAUGCUUCAAGCUUGAUUGCCGCAGCCGUCCUUCUGCUCAUCGCCGGUCUUUUCUAUGCGCUUGCAGGUCUCAAGAGCCAAGAAUUUGUUGGCAGCAAGACUCUCGGUGGACAGGGCAUUGCGCAGAUGAUUGUUUAA
Messenger RNA from Aspergillus ochraceoroseus IBT 24754, 396 nucleotides. RefSeq names its product Tvp18 family protein. Gene Ontology annotation, biological process: vesicle-mediated transport. The record is from RefSeq and is a predicted model, not a curated record. The transcript is spliced from 2 exons. Gene Ontology annotation, cellular component: Golgi membrane. The annotation marks the transcript as partial. NCBI's taxonomy places the organism in Eukaryota, Fungi, Ascomycota, Eurotiomycetes, Eurotiales, Aspergillaceae.